GGGGGUUUCUUUUACUUUCAAUAUAAAUUGAAAAGAGCUUGAUUUCAGAAACAGUCCUACCUACCUACACACACAGAAGCCUUAAUCAAAUACCUCCAAGGAGAUCGAACUCUAGUAUUCCAAGCCAUUUGUGUGGAACAAACAACGAACAGCGAGCAACGCAAACACAUCCACCUACCUACUUUAUUUUCAGCAUCGAUGUCGCAGAGCAAGUGGCACUGAUUGCAAGUUUUCAUAUCAAACGGACCAGACCCAACGAUCUAUCCAAGAUCUUACAAACUCCAGGAAUAUCACAGCCAUACCACAGAUACACUCAACGAAACUCCAACUACAAAAAUGGCAGCCAACGCCUCCGCCCAUUCCGACCUCGUAACACUACAUGCAAACCUCCACGCGCUUCUCAUCAAAUUCUCCCUCUCCCUCCAUCUCACCUCUCCAUCUCUAAAAUCUUCCCACAACCCAACCCAACAAUUCGCUACAACCCCCAACCGUCUAUCCACCCACCGUCUCCCACCCUCCAUCUACACCUACAAAAACAACCCCAACGACCCCCUCGAAGUCCUCUACACCCUCUCCCCACCAGCCUUCCACUAUCUCCCCCGCAGCACGCUUCUCCCGCCCCAAAUCCUCCGCAAAGGCUUUAUCGAGACCGCCGAAAACAAUCCUCCGCUCCUCUCAGGAACUCGAAUGCAAAUCAUGGUGAUUCCGCGCGGAGUACGGAAAAUCAUCGUGCACUUUCUGGUCUACGAUCCGGUGCGCAAGGAAACGAAAAAAGAUGCGCAAAUUUCGCCUCUGUCUUCUAUCUCCUCGUCGACUUCCUCGAGAGAUGAUGGUAAAGAAAUUCCUCAUAAGCUGCGCAAGAAAGCGAGCAAGAUCUUAAAUCCACAGCCGAAAAGAAGAGAUUAUCCGACGAAACGGAGAUCGACGAGUCGGUUUGCAAGUGCGAAUGCGAAUGCGAAUGUAAAUAUAAAUGUGGAUGUGGAUGGAAGAGCGGGGUGUAAUGUGAGUGUGAAUCCGAGUCAGAAUUUGGACGGGAUGGAAAUUGAAGUUGUGAAGAAAAAACAGGUGUCAGAGAUGGAUGUGGAAAGGAAAGAGGAUAGAGAGGGAGAAUACGUGGUGAUGAGACGGGUUGUGAAGUUACCGAGGAAGGUUUGGUGUGGGAGGAAUGUAAGUUCUUUUUGCUUUUCUUCUUUUCGAUUCUUUUUAAGAUCAUCUGUCUUUGAGAGGAGAAUCGAUGAGUAUUGGGGUCUGCGCCUGGAAAGAGAGGAAUGCUGAUAUUGGAUCUCAAUGAUUUAGUGUCAGGAUAAGUUCGAACAGUUGUUUAUCAGAAGGACUUGAGACCAUCGGGCGAUAUGGAUACGUAUGAGAAGAGGUAAUAGGAUGUGAUGUGUGGAAAUCGCA
Molecule: messenger RNA, 1401 nt
Organism: Botrytis cinerea B05.10
Lineage: Eukaryota; Fungi; Ascomycota; Leotiomycetes; Helotiales; Sclerotiniaceae
Exons: 1
Coding region: 337-1275 (312 amino acids)
Source: RefSeq, a predicted model, not a curated record